Linum tenue is the source of this 2264-nucleotide messenger RNA. Lineage: Eukaryota; Viridiplantae; Streptophyta; Magnoliopsida; Malpighiales; Linaceae. The record is from the annotation of a GenBank genome assembly.
CGGGAUCGUCCCCUGAAAAUAGUUUAUUCUCUCCCUUCGACUCCUCUCGCCGACGAUAAUCCAUUAAUCCUUAAUCGUACCUUUCUCAACUAUCGGCAGAGCUCUCGUCUCCUUCACCUGGCACUCUCCCCCGCCGGCAGGGAUUUAGGUGCCGCCGUUAGAAGGACAGAUCGAUGCAGCUGCGGAGAACAGCUUUCCAGCUGGGGAAGGAAUCAAUUUAAAGUCGGCACUAGCAGCAUCUUUCUUCUCGGCAAUUUGCUCACAGAGAAUCUCGGAGCCGGCGAAUUGCAGUAUCUAGCAUAAGCAGGGGAAGCUUGAUGGAGAAAGCGGAAUCUUAUUCUUCGAGCUCGUGUCUUCGUUAGUUCCGCUUUCGUAAGGCAUCCAUUCGAAUUCUUUGCUUAUCGUGAUUUUGGUUUGUUGGUUCUUUUUGUUAGUAUAUAAUAAUCUGUGUGAUGAAAUGCCUGCAACUUUUUUUAAGUUGUGGUUCAGCAGUGAAGAGAAAUUGAGAUUGUGUCUUGUAGAACAGUUUUUGUUUCCUUAAUAUCGCUUCGUAUUAUUAGUGGAAUAGAUUGGCCGAGAAGUAAGCAAUUAUGGCACUAGGAGAGGAUCCAGUUCGACCCUUUACAGUGAUUGAAUACAAGUUGGACUCUGAGUUUUAUCUUCUGCACCCUUGAGGACUCUUUCGGUGGCUUGCCUAGACUUUUACCUGCGAAUGAGAAGUUAAGCGAUUGUAGAAAGAUAUCCAUCAAGUUUUGUUUAAGGUCUCGUUCUGAUCCCUGAGAUGUCGGUUGCAAGCAGCCUGAAGAAGUUGGUUUCAGGGGUGAUUCUCGAUCUGGAUGGCACCCUUCUCAAUACAGACGCCUUGGUAGGCGGGGUUAUGAAAGUUUUCUUGGUGAAGUACGGCAAACAAUGGGAUGGUAGAGAAGUUCAUAAAAUCGUUGGGAAGACACCCAUAGAAGCUUCUGCUGUUGUAGUACAAGAAUAUGGACUUCCUUGCUCAACAGAAGAAUUUAUGAGUGAAAUCACUCCAAUGUUCUCAGACCAAUGGUGCAAGGUCAAAGCUCUUCCAGGUGCCUGUCGAUUGAUCAAACACCUGAGUGAUCAUAAAGUACCCAUGGCCUUGGCUUCAAACUCUCCGAAGGCAAAUGUUGAUGCUAAAAUCAAUUUUCACCAAGGUUGGAAGGAAUCGUUCUCAGUGAUUAUUGGCGGUGAUGAAGUAAGAGCCGGGAAGCCAUCUCCGGAUAUAUUUUUGGAAGCAGCUAACAGGCUAAACAUUGAACCUUCGUGCUGCUUAGUGAUUGAGGAUUCUGUGCCUGGUGUAACUGGUGGCAAGGCUGCUGGAAUGCAAGUAGUUGCUGUACCCUCGAUCCCCAAGCAAGCUGAUCUCUUCACAGCUGCAGACGAUUUGAUAAAUUCUCUACUAGAUUUGCAUCCAGAAAAAUGGGGUCUUCCACCUUUUGAAGAUUGGAUUGAGGGCACUUUGCCAAUAGAACCAUGGCAUAUUGGUGGCCCUGUAAUUAAGGGAUAUGGCCGUGGCUCAAAGGUUCUUGGUAUCCCCACAGCUAAUCUGUCCACGGAAGGAUACUCGGAUCUACUUUCACAAUAUCCCUCGGGGGUGUAUUUUGGGUGGGCUGGAUUGUCAACCAGAGGUAUCUACAAAAUGGCCAUGAGCGUUGGCUGGAACCCAUAUUUCAACAACACUGAGAAGACAAUUGAGCCAUGGUUGCUUCAUGAGUUCAAAGAAGAUUUCUAUGGCGAAGAUUUGCGCCUUGUUAUAGUUGGCUACAUUCGACCAGAGGCUAAUUUCUCGACUCUCGAGAGUUUGAUCGCCAAGAUUCACGAGGACGGGAGGGUUGCAGAGAAAGCACUCGAUCUUCCACUCUACUCGAAGUACAAGGACGACCCAUUCUUGAGAAGCUCUUCAUUGUAGUCAUUCGUGAAGAUGAUUUUACUUGUACAAUGAACUUGUGAAGAUCUUAUUUUAUGAGUUUCUUACUGAUGCAAUGCAUGAAGUAUCUGCAGAACUGCAUUCUAUCAUUAAAUUGUGAACCAGGCUCUAAAGUUAAUUCCGGAAAAGUACGGAAAUUUAUGUUGUAGUAGACCAACCCAUACUUGAAUUGCAUUACUGUCAAAUUUCGAUAUCCGAUUUUUACAAAGCACAUGCUGAUAUUGUUUGAUCACAUCCAAUACGAUUUACGUUGUUGAGUAUAGUUGACAUCAUUUGUAAUAUUAUGCUACAUCAUUUUGGCACGGUGAGCUUUAAU